This is a messenger RNA of Rhododendron vialii, 2285 nucleotides long. RefSeq names its product protein DETOXIFICATION 53-like. Gene Ontology annotation, biological process: xenobiotic detoxification by transmembrane export across the plasma membrane. The record is from RefSeq and is a predicted model, not a curated record. Lineage: Eukaryota; Viridiplantae; Streptophyta; Magnoliopsida; Ericales; Ericaceae. Gene Ontology annotation, cellular component: membrane. The transcript has 2 exons. The coding region runs from base 504 to 2027 and encodes 507 amino acids. Gene Ontology annotation, molecular function: xenobiotic transmembrane transporter activity; antiporter activity.
GCCACCUUUCAUGUGUUCUUCUUUCUCUCUCUCUCUCUCUCUCUCUCUCUGGUCCUCCUUGUUCCCAUCAAUAAAUUUCCAUUUCGAUCCAUGGCUAAUGACUUCAGUACUUAUUGAGACAGAUCUUUGUCCCUAGCAUUUCUGUUGUUUUUUUGUUUUUGUUUUCAACUUCAAGAUUUUUAAGGGUUGUUUUUGUUUUACUUUUUUCAUAAUAAUUCCGCUGCUUUUAUAUAUAUAUACCUUCCGCUGCUUUUUAUUUUUAUUUUUAUAUAGUACUCCAUACUAUUAUUAUGCUUAUAAAGUACUAUAUACUCCGGCCAGUUGCUAAUGCAUUAAUUCUUCGUUUCUUCUUCUUCUUUUGCCAUCCAAUAACAAUUUGGUCAUAUCAUUGAUCCUCCCUCGUUCAACACCAACUACAGUACUCCUCUAGUACUUCACUUCUAUAGUCUCGUUUUUCAAUUUGUCUCUCUCGCUCUCUCUGUUUUGCAAAAUAUAUAUAGAAGAUGUGCGCGAUGACGGGAUCUAUAGAAAUCGAAAGUCUCAACGAAGUAGCGUCGCGGGAUGCAGGAAACAAUGAACAACGAAAGAGAAGGGAUGUUUACGAAUUCUACCAGCAUUUUAAGCAGCGCUUGCCUUUGAGCGAGGUGGUAGAAGAGCUACUACUUCUUGGAAAGACAGCAUUCCCCACACUAUUGACAACCUUGCUAAUAGCCUCGAAAUCAAUCAUCUCCAUGCUUUUCUUGGGCCGUAUGGGAAACAUUGAGCUAGCCGGAGGCUCACUUGCGAUCGCAUUUGCAAAUAUCACUGGUUUUUCCGUCAUGAAAGGCCUUGCAAUGGCUAUGGACCCAAUUUGUUCCCAAGCCUAUGGAGCCAAGAGAUGGUCUGUUCUCGGCCAAAUGUACCUAAAAACUUUCCUCCUCCUCGUAUUCGCAUCCGUUCCCAUCUCCCUCCUAUGGCUAAACGUCGAACAUGUCUUUGCCCAGUUAGGCCAAGACCGCAUCAUAACAAAAGUUGCCAAAGAUUACCUCGUGUUUUUGCUUCCGGAGUUACUAGCCCAAGCCCAUCUUCACCCGUUACGGUCAUUUUUGAGGACCCAAAGCCUUACCUCACCGACAACCAUAGUCGCCACUUGCGCUACGAUACUACACCUUCCCAUUACGUACCUUUUCGUCACGUACUUGAGAUUAGGGGUCAAAGGAAUUGCCCUGACCUCUGUUUGUUAUGCAUUCAACAUGAACGCCGGCUUGUUGAUUUACAUCGCAAUGUCGAAAGUGGCCCUAAAACCGUGGGUUGGGGCGACCGUAAUCUCAACUUUCCAAGGCUGGGGUCCAUUGCUAAGCCUUGCGAUUCCUAGCCUAUGUUCCGUGUGUUUGGAAUGGUGGUGGUACGAAAUAAUUCUGUUUCUAGGCGGCUUAUUGAGCAAUCCACAAUCAACAGUAGGCGCCGUGGGAAUCCUCAUUCAAACAAUAGGCGCCAUCUACGUAGUUCCGUAUUCUCUCAACGUAAGCAUAUCGCAACGCGUUGGGCACGAGCUAGGGGCCGGGGCAGCCCUCCGUGCCCAAAGGGCUGCCAUAAUAGGCAUAACCAUCGGCCUUGCAUACGGACUCACGGCCUUUUGCUCGACUUUCGUGUUAAGGUCUGUUUGGGGCAAAAUAUAUACAAACGACCCCGAAACUCUUGCCUUGAUUGCAACCGCGCUCCCACUAAUAGGGCUAGCGGAAGUUGGGAACGCUCCUCAGACGGCUGCUUGCGGAGCUCUAGUGGGGUCGGCUAGGCCCAAGGUGGGAGUCCGCGUGAAUCUCACGUCAUUCUACCUCAUUGGAUUGCCGGUUGCGGUUUUGUUGGCGUUUAAAUUGAAUUUCGGGUUUUGGGGGCUGUGGUGGGGGUUGGUGGCAUCGCAGUAUUCGUGUGUGGUGAUGAUGUUGUGUACGUUAUAUCAAACGGAUUGGAAGCAUCAAACUAGGAGGGCUGAGGAGCUGACUCUGGCUGCUGGAGAGGAGGAUGUGGUAACCAAUUUGGUUGCCUGAAUUCUCAAGUCUUUCUGUUCCAGGGUUUAUCAGUACCACGGUCAAUUCAAUUCAAUUCAAUGAAAAAAAAAAAAACAUCAAAUUUUGUUCAUAGGUAUUGCAGGGGUUAUACUUCGGAAAAGUUAGAGAAAGGAAAGGAAUCCAGUACCGCUUUUAAGGUCUGUAGUUUCUCCUUGAAUCUACCAUCGUGUAACUUUUUUUUCAGUUUUUCAUCGUGGGAUUUGAAUCAUAUAAUUUUGAAAUGUGAAAUGUUAUAAA